Messenger RNA from Cryptococcus amylolentus CBS 6039, 618 nucleotides. RefSeq lists its product as hypothetical. Lineage: Eukaryota; Fungi; Basidiomycota; Tremellomycetes; Tremellales; Cryptococcaceae. The transcript has a single exon. The record is from RefSeq and is a predicted model, not a curated record. The coding region runs from base 1 to 618 and encodes 205 amino acids.
AUGUCGUCCCAAGUCACAAUUCAGGUCUGGCCUACGAACGAAGAAGAGAAGUACGAGGAAUCAGUUUACACUCUCGAUGGUGUACUCCAGAAGGACAUCGACCGAAGUUUCUCGGACCUUCAAUUCGGCGCUGAAGGCGAGAAGGACGCUUACGUCUGGUCCUCCAACGUGCUGGAUCCCGACAAUGGGAAAUUCACUCGCGGGUCAAUCACGACGUGUGCGACUGCAACCCAAAAUACAAAGGCAGACAACGAUGAGUACAUAAGCAUGGCGAAUGAGGUAGGAGAAGCUGUUAGGGAUACACUUAGGGACACUGAGUCUGAGUGGGCCCCCAGAUGCCGUACACGAGGGGACGUCCUGCCUCUGAAGCGGGCAGAGAAAACCGCAUUUGAUGCGUUUGUGCAAUCGGACCCUGAGCGAUACAGCCACGUCGGUCUGAGUGAAAUCAGCGAAGAUACCAUGUUUGACGUUGUGAUGUAUGUCGGCAGAGAGACCGUCACUGGCGCGAACAUGGAAGACAGCAGCCAUAGGCGGACAGUUGCUGGGAUGGUGCUCGUGAGGGACGAUGAUGAGGUUUCUACUAACUCUGAGUUCUUGAGCCAACAGCCUCACUUUUGA